This is a messenger RNA of Myodes glareolus (Bank vole), 5635 nucleotides long. The record is from RefSeq and is a predicted model, not a curated record. NCBI's taxonomy places the organism in Eukaryota, Metazoa, Chordata, Mammalia, Rodentia, Cricetidae.
GCGCGUGCCCUGUGGUCGGUUGUUACCACCCUGGGCGCAGAGGCCCACCUUUCCCUUUCAGCACAAAUGUCUGUUUGUACUGGGGCAGUGCUGUUGUCUGGAGAGUUUACUGGCUUCUUCCAAAGAAGUUUAGGAGACUCGGACUUUACAACUUUCUCAGGCAAAUAGAUUCUCACCUUACAGCCUGCCUUCUCAAAGUCAAGCCACCCAGCGAGCCAACUUACAACAGCGUCAGCAGGUUUGCACAUUUCCUGGAGUGAGCCUUUCUGAUUAGAUUUUGUUGCUCUAACUCUUCCUUGAGGGAAUCCAGAUCCUCCUUGAGAGCAAAGUGCAUUUCCAUCAAGCCAACACGGCAUCCAGUCCAGGCCCUGCCUCCAAGAUGACGAAAGCUCGGAGAGGAUAACGGAUCCUGCAGCAGCACAGGAGGUACUGAAUUUUGCACAUGUAAUUUGGAAACUAAACCAGCCAUAAAGAUGAAACGGGCACAGCCCCUAUCAACCAUUAAUAAAAAAUUGACAAGUGUUCCAGAAUUACCUUAUAAAAAAGGACUUCUCAACUCAACACCUAAGCCAAAAGAAAAACGUAAUGCCAAGUCACAAUAUGAGAAGAUCGAACCAAUGGUCCUACGGUCGCCACCCACAGGAGAAUCAAUUGUACGUUAUGCCUUGCCAAUACCAUCAAGUAAGACAAAGGAUUUAAUAGCAGAAGAUGAAAUGGUCAGGAAGAUUACCAAACACCUGAAGAUGGUUGUUAGUGCUUUGGAAGAUACAUAUGGAACUGUCGACGAAGAUGGAGAGCAAAUACUGACGAAACCCAAGGAUGAAGGGGUAUCUUUAUCUCUUGGUGCUGAUAUGAAUGCGUUCUUGCUGUGCUGUUCACAGUUUGCAGCUCAGAUGGAGGAAGCAGUUAAGGAAGAACGUAACAUUUUGGAGUCUCUUUUCAAGUGGUUUCAGCAACAAGUCAACCAAAUGGAGGAGAUAGGUAAAGACCAAAGCAUUUUAGAAGGAGAUUUCCCAACAGAUGAUAAAACGCUCAAAUUAAACAUCGCACAAAUAGCAAAUCUGUUACAUAGAGUUGAAGAUCUGAAAACUCGUUUGAGAGGGCGUAAGGGAUCCUUGAUGUUUAAACAAAUGGAAAAAGACACUCUCCCAGGUUCAGCAAAAAGUUACGAAGCUAUAGAGAACCAAAUCGAAGAAUUCAUAAAAACUCACUCAGUUUAUGAAUCUCAAGUUGCUUCUGAAACUGAGCCAGAAGCUCCUUAUUCAGUGACUACACGGAUGAAGAUGAUGAUGAGAAUAUUUGAAAAUCAGACAAAUAUGUUAGAGAAAGCUUUAAAUGAUCAGAGUAUAGUUGAGACUAAAUAUAAGCAGAUGGAAACUGAUUUUCAGAUGUUAUUAUUGGAGAAAACCCUACUGGAAAAGGAAAUACAGAGGAUGAAAGAGCCAGAGAAAGCAAAGCCGACAAGUAAAGAAGAUCGAGCCAAAAAAUUCACAAGACCAGAAAAGAAAAAAGAUAAAGAUUCAGAAAGGAAGUUGUCUCCAACCAAAGAAAUGGAACUGGUUCAAAUCCAAAAAGAAGCAGAAGCACUGAAGAUGGAGAAGAAAGCCCUUCAGGAGCAACUGAAAUGGGCUUUGCAGGAAGCUGAGAGAAACAAGAAUCAACUCGAGUACAUCCUACACCAUGAGAUGGAGGUGCUUAAAGAAGAGCAGAGUAAGACGAAAGUGGAACGGGGUUUGAGUAGAUCGAGGAGUGGGCGUGAGGAUUCCAAACAUUCCCUGUUUGUGGAGAAAGAUGCCCAGUUGGGUGGACAACAGCAGAUCUAUGACCAGGUGCCACCUGAGAAAAGCAAAAGCUUGGAGAAGACAGACACUAGCGCUCCUGUUGUAGACCCUUUAGAGGGUUACGGUGGUGUCCCAGGCGUGCCAGCAUUCCCACCAGAGAUCUUUAAGUCAUUUACAGCAAUGCCUCUCAUUGAAGAGUACCUAGAAUCAGACUCGCCCCCACCGAAGGAAACGGAGAUGUGGUCCCUGGUGUCCUUUCCUAAUCUCGCUGAAGAAAUGGAGAAGGCUGAAGUUUCAGAACAUGUCCUGUCUCACACAGAAGCAGAACAAGUUGAAGUGUCUUAUAAAAUGUCAAGUGAAAUUCCUGCACCAGAAAAUUUGCUACAAGAAGCCCAAGUAACUACAGUGAAGCAACUCUAUGGCCAAGGGAGACGCAAACCACUUUUUAUCACUGCAAAACCACCUGAACACUUGAGUUUAAUUUCAAGAACGCAAUCUGAAAUUGAGAAUCUUGAAGCCACCAGAUACGAGAAUGUGAUCAAUGACUAUGAAGAACAAGAUAAAAAGUUUGGCAGCGAAGAUUCAGUAGCAGACAUAAAACCAAAACAAAAGAGUUCUAAGACUGAGAGAUUAUAUACUCAUGAGGAGGAAUCAGAAAGGAUGGUCUAUGAAGAGGCAGCAAAAGCCAAAGUUUCAGCAAAGAAACCAGAUGCUUCUAAAGGAAAGGAACUUGCUCCUCAUGAAGCAGAUGAUGGAGCACUCAGCCCUGAGAGUCAAGGUUCGGUAUCAAAAGGAGACGAGCAAACAAAGAAACAGAGAAUUUACAAAAGAGAAAGACUCCCUGUCUCUCAUGAAGUGCCAGACAAAAGUUUUGAACAUCAAGACAACGAGUUGAAAUUUGAGAUCCAGGCAAAGAAGCUAAAAUUUUUCAAACCGGAAAGUGUUCAAAGUGAAGUAUCAGAUAAGAACAUUAAACUGGAAGAUCAAAAAGCACAGUCAAGCUCCCAAGUCCAGUUAAAGAAACAAAAAUCACUGGGAGGGGAAAUAUUUACUAUUCAUUUUGCAGUACCGGAUGAUAUCUCUGCUCAUUUGCAUCAAGAGUCCUCAUUAAAAUUCCAGGCCCAAGCAGAGAGAGGAACAACUUCUGAGGAUGCGCGAUUCAGCCCCGUUCCUGUAGAAUACCAGAAAAAGGAUGUAUCAGUGGACAAUAUAUUUCCUGAGAAGAAACUUCUUAUAACCAGAAGCCCGACUCAGAUCAAGAAGUAUGCCUCUCCUCAGGAGGAAAGUGCAGAGAGUGAAAAUGUGAUCAGAGUCUUUACAAAUGAAGACCUAAAAUUACAAUCCAUGGAUCAAGUAGGACAGAAAGCUGAGACCAAAUCCGUCACAGACUUUCAGAAGACAUCCGAACCACUAAAAACACUAAACCCAAUUAUUAGUGAGAUCAUAUUUCGCUUGGAUAUGGACAAAGUGGUUGAGAAUGACCUACAAAACUUGAAGGAGGCCUUUGAACGUCAUUUAUUAAAAAGUGAAUUCAAGGCACGCUCCAAGACUGGACUUGAGUUAAAAGGGAUACCUUCAAGAUCCCAACCAAAGGAACCACUGAAAAUGGGAUUGAGAAAGCAGGAUGACGACCUAAAUAUUAUUAAAGGAACAAAACUACUGGCGACACUGAGAGACCAACACAAUAUGAGUUUCUCUCCAAGGGAAGAUAUUACUCCAGGCGUGAGUUCAAUGAAAACCAAACCUCAGGAAAAUGUUAAUGCCAAGUACCACCCACCAAAGACAUUUCCAACAAAAGUGAUCAAUCUAUUACCCUUCACCAAUCAAGAGGAAAAUGUGGAAAACUCUACACCGUAUGAGAACGUAAUUCCAAAGCCAUUUUAUAGGACAUCCAGGGGAAGUUCCGGCUUACCCACAACCUUCCAGCAAUUACUAAACAGAAGGACUUCAGGGGCUCCGAAACAACAGGAUGUAAACAAGCCAAAGACUGAACUUGAAAAUCAGAUGCAUAUUUUGGUCACAUCUCCAAAGAAAUACCUGCAUAAAGGGACAUCUAAAACACGAAAGUUAAGGAAAAAAGGAGCUGAGUCUCGAAGUAACCUACGCACUUCGACAUCGUCCACCAAGAAGCAGAAGCUUAAAGGUAAAGGAGUCACUGUAUUCCAGCAUAACCCUGUAACGUCAUUUGAAAGAAGUGAUGAACUUCCAAACAAUAUGAAGACGCUUGACUCCAUUCCAAAAAUCAAAGUCCUUAAAGAGCUGUCUAAAACUUCACUUUCAAAUAACCUGAGAAAGUCAAGGUCUGCUGCAAAGAAACUUGGGACUGAAGAGCAACCUGUGAACUUAAAUGACGAAGAUGCCAUAGUUUACUAUAAUUUGCGUGGUUCGACCUCUGCCACAAACAAACACCUCACUGCAGAGCUGUCUAAAACGACUCAUUUCUACGAUGAAGUCAGUCAACGUUCCAGUGCUGUGUACAUGUCCAUGUCUGCUAUAAGGAAACGUAAGACCAAAGAGACAUCUAAAACGACAAAUUUAGAGAAGGGAUAUGAUGAAGUUGAAACUGAUCUGCAGAUACCAAAUUUGGCUGCUACAAUAAAUGAGCUGAAAGAGCCACGUAAACCCAGUGACUUAGAUGAGAAUGCUGGUGAAGAGACAAAUCUCCUGCACAUGUCAACCUCCACUUUAAUGAGAUAUUUGCUUAAAGAGUCAUCUAAAACUAGCAGCUUCAAGAAGCAAGUAGUCAAAGGAUCAAGCCUUCUGCACAAAUCAACUUCUUCUGUGAAGAAGCAUUUGCACAAAGAUAAGUCCAAGACUAAAACGUUAGGCAAGAACGUUGGUGAAGGCACAUCUAUGCUGCGUACGUCUGCCACUGCUAAGAAGAAGCGCGUACUCGGAGAUCCCUCUGAAACCAGAACUUUAGAGAUGCAGAUGAUUAAGGGGACAAGUAUUCUGCGCAAGUCAGCCUCUGCCUCGAGGAAACGCGGGCCCAAAGGUCUGUCCAAGCCUACAAAGAUAGGCGGUAAAGGCACUCAACUUCCAAGUAGUCUUCACAUUUCAAAUUUGACUUCCAAGAAGAAUGUGCUUAAAGGGCAACCUAAACCUACAACAUUAGACAAGAAAGGUGUUAACCGUCUAAAUAAUCUGGUUCCUUCAACACCUGCCUCCAGUAAGGGCGGCCUUAAAGAGCAAAAUAAGUCUGUAAAUGUGGACAAGAAAGUUGCUGAUGGUCCUUAUAGUCUGAACACUUCAACAUCCUCCAUAAAGAAACAGAUGCCGAAAGGGCAGCUUAAACCUACAACAUUAAACAAGAAAGGUGUUGACCUUCUAAAUAAUUUGGUUCCUUUAACAUCUAUCUCCAGUAAGGGCGGCCUUAAAGGACAGCCUAAGUUUGAAAAAUCAGAUGAAAAGAAUUUUAAACUUCUAGAUAAUUCGCAACCUUCUGCCUCUGUUACAAGGAAGCAUCUCCUUAAAGAAUUAAGUACCAUUCUGUGAAAGUGUGCCACACAUUCAUACUUAAGAGAAAGAAUCCCAAGAGUGAACACCAGGAAGUUCAAGGACACAGUGAGGCAAGGAGCCACUGGGAACCCAUGUGUGGGAAGCCCUGUGCGCGGACCUGCACACAGAACAGCAGUGCAGAAGGCCCGUGACGGACGGGCAGGACCAGAUCGUGAGAGUCCUUCAGAGGCAGCAGAACUUCUUGUCACUCUUUGAAACAUUGAAGCAGCUUUGAAACACUGAAACAGUCUCUAAGAUGGCCCUCUUGGUGCUGGCUUCCAACUUGGGCUUCCUAGCUAAGAUCCUUGCAGUACCUUCUGGUGUGGUGUAAAAGCAAUUAAACGACAUUUGUGCUC